Portunus trituberculatus (swimming crab) is the source of this 6410-nucleotide messenger RNA. It is a transcript of the gene wake, whose product is annotated as ankyrin repeat and fibronectin type-III domain-containing protein 1-like. Gene Ontology annotation, molecular function: protein binding. Gene Ontology annotation, cellular component: spindle. The record is from RefSeq and is a predicted model, not a curated record. The coding region runs from base 1096 to 5508 and encodes 1470 amino acids. Gene Ontology annotation, biological process: signal transduction; regulation of establishment of bipolar cell polarity; establishment of mitotic spindle orientation. The transcript is spliced from 19 exons. Lineage: Eukaryota; Metazoa; Arthropoda; Malacostraca; Decapoda; Portunidae.
GUGGCGCUGGCAGGCUUGGUCGGGUUGGGUCGGGGCGGCGGCGGAGCGGUUCUGGACGCCUUGCCGCCUCAGAACCGGUGGUGACGCCUCGCCGGGAGCACCUCUCUUCCUGUCUCCUACUCUCCCCCCCACCAACAUACUCCAUUCUUGCUUGCCUCUAGCCAGGCGCUCAGAGGGUGGUGACGCCGCGCCCACCCCCGUGGUGGUUCGCCACACACCUCUGUCGCCAGGGAACACAAUCGCCAACAUCGCCGGGAGAACAUCGCCUCCUUCCUCCCUGCAGUGAUCUUUGAGAACUGACAAAAGUUACAAGGGAAGGUUAUGUAUUCUUUCCCCUGAUGACACACAACUGCUACAACGGAUACAGUGAUCACUAAUCUUAGUGACAACGAUGUUGUUUCUCUUCUUACUGUAGAUAUCUGAAACUUACGGCUCGGUGGAAGUUUUCCUCCUUCGUGGUGAAGCAUUGUCGCGAAAGUUAGCCUGUGCAGCUUCGACCGCGACCAGCGGCUGCGUGCUGGGAAAUUUGUGUUCUUGGCUUAACGUAUUUCAGUGAUUCAAAACACUAGUCAUCUAAACUUAAGCAAACCACGGUGUGACCACAAGGUAGCGGCGUGGUGGUGUGGCGAGGGAGACCCGAGGCCCGGUGGAGGAAGCAUUGCCAGAGUUACUCUCAUUCUUCUUUAGAUUAUGACUCGUCCUCGUCUGCCUCUGGUCACAGACUUGACUUUCACUUUCUGACAGACUGUCUGUACUUCAAGUAACCCAUCUCGUCGAUCAGUAUCACAGGCACUAGUGUCUGGUUGUCUGUUUGCUGCCUUUGAGGUAUUACUGAUAGGUUGAUACCCUUCAGCGCCGAAGGUAUUACUGUAUAUAUAUAGUGCGUCGUGUCAGUGAAUGUGCUGCGUGUUGUGCAUAAACCAGCGGCGGCCAGGGCGGCGGGAAGGAAGUCAGGUGUUAUCCUCCGUAAUGGCCCUUGUCACCCCCAGUGUCAUUCGAGGGCGGGCGGCCGAGGGACUCCAGGGGUAAUUGUCUUGCCCCGUUUGUUUCCUUCCAUUGACGCACCGCCUGGCCCGCCCCGUCGCCUCCACCAUCAUGAACAAAGAAGAAGAGAACACUCCGUCGUCCCCUUCCAAGGGGAAGAUUCCUGCCGUCAGCUUCGGCACAGCGGCCUUCAUCCUCAUUCGUGUCAAGAGAGCUUUCAAGAAGAAGAGAGCAAAGCUUAAAAGCUUCCCCGACCUGCCUGAGAAAGAUGAAGAGUUGGAGCAAGAGAGCUCGGUGAAAGAAGGCGGCGUGGUGAGGUCUCGUCCGCCCUUGGUCAGGAGUCGCACCCUGCCUGCCAUCGUGGUGCCUGGGGUGACCGUCCUGCAGACCGCCUUGGAAUCUACGGACCGCCGAGAUGCUGGAGGCACGAGUCGUCACCAGGUGGUCCCGGCCGAAUCUCCGGUCCGCCCGCUCCUUACAGUCACCACUUUUGAGUCUGGCGGAGGUGAGCGGAGCAGCCCAGGUCGCCUCUCCUUGGGGGACGGCGAAGGCCUGGCCAUGUCCCCCGGCAGCGGUAGCGGCGGCUCCCCCGGCAGUCUUAAGGUGCCCGGGGCAGUGGCGUCCACAACAGGCGGCCUAGGCAGGAUCGCGAGGUUGCUGGUUAAGGAUACUUCCCGCAGCGGCGAGGAGUCCUACAGGAGGAGGACGCACUCCCUGGAGAGCAAGAACGGGGUGCCUCCUCUGCGGCGCGCCACCAGUAUAGACUCCCUGGUGGAUGCCAGUGUGGUGAGCGCCUCCAGCAGCAGCCACGCCAAGACCUCGGUGCUCAACAUGACUAAGUCCAACGGCCACCUCCGCUCCUAUCUGCCAGUGUCCCCGGCCCUCUACAAGCGCCCGAGUUUCAAGUUCGACAAAACCUCAACUUCUACAGGUGAGUGGAGCAAGUCUUUGGGCAUGCCGGCAGCGUGUUCAGCCCUGUCAACCAUGGAUGACGUGCUGGUGGAUGGACUCAACCCCAGCAAGGCCGACCGCAAGAAACUAGAGAAGAUCAACAUCCACCUACACGCCCUUUUUGCAGCAGUUGAGCAUGGCCAGCUUGAGAAAGCCAAGAACAUUUUGGACCACAACUCAGCACAGCUUGACAUCAACAGUGUCAACAAGGAUGGCUCCAAUGUUCUGGAGGUGGCAGUGAUGAACAAUCAUGUCGCAUUGGCCAAAAUGCUCCAACAGGCUGGUGCCACAGAGAGCAGUGCAGGGACCAUCGAGCAGCGCAUCCUUCAUCUCAAUGAACUCGUGGCUACUGCUGAGCGCCGCCGGGAGGAGCUGGACUCCAAGCUUUGUGGCGGAGCAGCGCAUGGCCGGGAGACUGAAAGGCAACGGGACUUGUGGGACAGGCGGGUCAAGAUGCUGCGGAAAAUGAGAAUGGGGUUAGAGCAAAUGAAGGUACCUGGCUCACCUAGUCGAGCUGCCUUAGAGGUCAUUGACAGCACAAGAGUGAGGGUCACCUUUAAAGAACCUGAAGCUGAGAAUUUUGCUAUAACAACAAAAUACAAAGUGGAAUGGAGUUUAGACGAAUGGGCUACGGUUGGUGGAUGUCUGGAGAUCUACAACCUACGGCGAAUGUCAGUGUUUGUGGAUGGCUUGGCACAGGGCAAGAGGCACCACUUCAGAGUGCUGGCUGGCAACAUGAAGGGCUAUGGCACUCCUCUGAUCACCACUCCACCUGCUGCCAUACCAUCCAGCUGGAGAGAUGCAGAUUCUCAGAAGCCUCGGCUGGAUGGCCAGGUGGGAGAGCUGGAUGAUCUUUUCAACCAAGUGUGCAACUCUCGGCCGCAACACGCGGCCGAGAUCAAGGCGAUAGAGCCGGGUCAGGAGACACCACUCAACCUACGGAAAGCACAGAAGAAGAAAAGCAUUAAAAAUCUCUUUACUCCUGCUCCAAAGUUUCAUAGAAAUUUGAAGAAGGGCUCCUACAUGGCAUGUGUGGUCUACUGUGAGGACAAAGUGCUGGUGACAACUGAAGAAUUUCCUCCUGUUGUAGAGGUUGAUGAUGACUAUAUGGGCCAGGCAAGAUCACAUUUUCACUGGCUUUUGAAGGUGGCCACCACCUGGGAAGAUGUGAAAUCUCUGCGGCAGGACAUGGAACGAGCUGGGUCAGCCUCCACUGUGCCCUUCAGAAUAAAGUUGCUGCAGGCUGCUGCAAAUAUGCAGACAACCCUGGGCAUUCAAGAUCUUGGACAGUUUUACCACAAGCCAAUCGUGGGCAGCAACGGCACUCUGGUGUUUUGCACCACCCGCCAUGUGAAGAGCACCAAAGUGAUCUCGGCCAUGAAUGUCAAGUGGAUCCCACUCUCAAAACUAAAAGAAAAGAAAAGCACAAGUGCCAAUCAAGGGUCAACACAAGGAGAAACAGGAACCUCAGCUGGUGACCUCCUUCUGUCAUCACUGCAAGACCAAAUACUGUAUGACCAAGUGAGUCGGGUUCCCCUGCGGCGAGGGUUGUACCUGGGCUACCUCAAGCUGCAGAGUUCAGUGGAUGUCCUUCACGUGUCCGUGCCGGAGAAGACGCCCAACAUGUUCCCGCACGUCAAGAUAAGGGACAAUCCACAUGUUUCUAGAGAGGAAUGGGAGUGGGUGCAGAGGUUAGAGACUUGUAGUGCUGAGCAGUGGCCCAUAACAUCAGGGGCAGAGUCUGAUGAAGGAGAUGGAAAGACAAGUUCUCCCUCUUCUGCCCAGCUUGUUUGGCAUUCUCAGCUAUGUAAAGCAGUUCAACUAUUACUCAAUCAGUUGGAGGUUGAUGAAGAGGCACAAAAACAACAUCGACUUUAUUGUGGAGAAGUUUUAGAGCUAAGCCCAGAUGUGUCUCUUCUAUUGAUCAUGCCACCAGUGGAUGCAGUGUGCUGUGCCCCAGGACAAGAAGACGCCCUCUUGUCACAGCCUUCCCUUACAACAUUGCCUCUACAGAUAUUUGAAAUGAUCCACAUGGGAACAUACCAGAAGGAAUUGAUUGGGAGAUAUGCCCGUCUUUCAUACAUCUUGGAGAUGGACACCCUGAUGGCUCAGCAUGCCAGCAGAGAGGCAUUCAGUAAAGAGGAAAUUAAUUGCUCAAGAUCCCGGCUGUGGCAGCUCCAGUCCUUCCAAGAACAGCUGGACGUUACGUGGCGUGGCCUGCGCUGGGUGAUGGACGCCAUCAGUUAUGCCCGAGACAAAGCUGCAUCUGGUGCCCUGGUGACCAAUCUGCUGUCUUGUUCUUUCUCACCAACCAAUCAUCAUUCAACAGUACAACAGCCUUCUCCACACAUUCCAGCUGCCACUACACCAAUACAAGACACACACAGUUCCAGUGAAUCCCUCCAACAUGGUGCAGACAGUAAGAGAUUAAGAAAAGAUGAUGACUUGAACUUCAGUGUAAAAAAAUCAGAUACCCCAAGAAUGUUGAAAUCUAACACUUCUGAGAAUAUUCGAGCUGCAGUGAAGUACGAAACGAGAUUUCAUAAAUCGAAAACGACAGAGUGUUUAGUUCACAGUAGUGGAUGUGUGCAAAGUUGUGGUAAAUCUUACAAUUCGCUAAAUGACUGUAUGUUAGACAGUGGAGAACAGAAUGAAAAUGUACCCCUUCUAACAUGGACUCGUGAGAAAAUGGAAUUUAGUGGUGACACUAAGUUGUACAGUAAAGACUUCCCUACUUCUAGAAGCGAGAACCAUUUACAACACUGUGUGGACCUCGGGUAUCCUCCAAGAAAGGCCAGUGCUCCUCCAUUUUAUGAUAGUCAUGAGGGAUGCUUGAAAUCAAUGUGUUGCACGAGUGAGCCAAAAAUAAAUCAGACUAUUACUUCCUAUGAAUGUGUGGAGCAAGGGAAGAGGAAAAAGAAUAGCUGUGUUGACUUAGAAUAUGAAGAUGCCAUGGCAAGUGGGAAAUCCCCAACCAGUAGUUGUUUUGACUUGCAACGAUACGGUAGUAAUCUUAACGUUGAAAUGCAGCGAGCAGGAAGCAGUCUUAGCCACGACUCAGAAGCUUCAUUUUCCAGCAUGACUGCCAGCUUACGGUCUCUCUCCUCCAAUGAAACUGAAACAGAUACCUUGAGUCUUAUGUGCUCAGAGAGUGGCCGUAGUGAGAGUAAAAGCACAGAAGGUGAAGAAGCGAGUGAGGGAGCUGCACGCAACGAAGACUGUACAAUUAUACGGGUGUAUGCUGCAUAUCAGACAGGCAUGGCAUCUGGUACCUCAGUUAAAAUACACAUUACACCCAGAACAACAGCAAGAGAAGUAAUAGACUUGGUGGUGAAGCAGUUAAAUGUGGCUGUUGUACUCAAAGGUAAAAGUGGACCUACAUAUGGCAAUGAAAAGCUCAAGGAUUUCUGUUUGGUGGCUGUGAUUGGAAUGCGUGAGAGGUGUUUGCGUGAAGACUUCAGGCCACUCCAGCUACAGAACCCCUGGAAGAGAGGAAAGCUUUAUGUGCGAAUGAAGCAAGACGUGUUGGCUGCUCUUGAGCAGAGCAAUUCCCGACACUCGGCUUACCUGUAAUAUCAACCUUCAUUGUACAUUCCACAUCAUGCAUAAUCAUACUAUAUUUCAUAUUCCUAUUCAAGAACAUUUUUGUACAUAUAAAUGUAUAGAGAAAAAUGGCUAUGUUCUGUAAGAUAGUUUCCAUUCCCACUAAACAUAGCCAAACAGAAAGUGUUCCAGUAUUGGGAAACCUAUGUUGCAAGUUAAGUAUAGUGUUUUCUAUACCUAGUGAUGGAAACAUCACAGACCUUUGGUGCAUAUUUAUAUUAUAGUGUUUAUUGAAUGAUGAUUAGAGACUUUCCUCAAAAUCCAUCCCAAACACACAUUACUGGGAGUUUAAGAAGGUCCCUGGUAUGAGUGCAUAGUUCCUGCUCAACUGAUCUGUUCCAGUUCAUGUUUGAACCUAAUGGCAUUCCAAAUCAUGAAGCAUAUUUAUAAUUCAACAUUUCAUACAGUACCUUAUUUCCUCCUUAGGAUUUGUGUGUCCCAUUACACAUUUGUCUCAUUCCUUGUUGUAUGUUAUACUUGCUAUUUUAUUUGAAAGGUGUUCAUGGUACUAAACUCCAUAAACAAUUGCUUCACUUGUUGUCUGCAUAAAAUUUUAUUUGUUUCAAGAAGUUUCUUAAGAUUUUGCUAGAUAAGACAUUUUAAGUACAUUGGUAACCACUUUUUGUCAGCCAUAAUGAUAUGUGACUGACCUAUGUUAUAUUAAAUGAAAUCAGCUGUGAUGAAAGGUCUUCUGGCAGCAAGUUGUGGGUCAUCUUCAUGUGGUUUGGUGGCCUGACUUCAUGCCUGGCCAGCGACCUACUGUUUCGCUAGGAUAGACAGAGAUUAUGUAAACAAGUGGUCAAACCAAUCUAUUUAAGCAACAUUGGUAUUCCUUGGUGCAUAUUCCGUAAUAUAUUUUUGAAAUAUACGAA